CUACUCUAUAUUCCAUCUAUAAUUCAAGAUAAUUAAGCUUAUAUACUAACUAUUUAUAUUAUACUAUUCAAACGAUUCAAGUGAAGACUCUGAUUCUGGCGUGAAAAUUUCAUUUCUGAUCAGUUCUCGCGCUUCUCUGCAGAAUUUCUGUUCUUUGCUUGGAUCUUUGAUGGAUUCCAGGACCCGGGAUUGCCGUGUCUUGGUAUCUAGACAUGUUCAAGAAGGAGUGUCAGGAGGGGGUAAUCGCGAUUGUCACUGGAAAUCUUGAACGGAGUCAAGCCUUCAUCAUUUUUCGCGAGGAUGUCGGCUCCGUUCUCAAUGAGAUGCAGGAACAUGUGCAUGCGGGGGUACGCGUCAAUAUCACUCUUCCCUCGGCUAGCCUUGCAGGCAAGGAUAAGGGGGCCUUUAUCCACAAGUUUUUAGAUAACCUUUAUAUUGCUGUCAAGCUAAAGAAGAAUAUGUUCUCAUCAGGGGUUAGCAACCCGUAUGCCGUGCAGGCGCAGUUGGUUAAGCAUGCACAGAGAAGAUUGGAAUCGAAGGUUGGAAGGAAGUAUAAGGAGGUUGUGAUCAAGUGUUUGACGGGUGAUUUUGGAGUUGCGGAUGAUACGAGGGAGGAUUUGAAGCUUCAGCAGGCUUUUAGACACCAGGUUGUUGAUGUUAUUGAAAUGGCUGCUAGCAAUGUUUAG
This is a messenger RNA of Penicilliopsis zonata CBS 506.65, 686 nucleotides long. RefSeq lists its product as hypothetical. NCBI's taxonomy places the organism in Eukaryota, Fungi, Ascomycota, Eurotiomycetes, Eurotiales, Aspergillaceae. Bases 213 to 686 code for a protein of 157 amino acids. The transcript is spliced from 2 exons. The record is from RefSeq and is a predicted model, not a curated record.